AUGUCAAGGACAUCAAAAAAUUCGAACAAGAACGCGACUGAGGAAGGCGAGAACCUAAACAACAUAUGGGAGAAAUUUGAGCUUAAGCUGAAUGAUUGGGUUACAACAACUCUACCUACGAUUGUAUCAGAAGUCAUCAAGUCUAUAGCAGGGGAAGCUGUUAAAAAGCAUAUUGACGAAUAUGUGUCAUCAACAGAAUUCAAAAAAUCCCUCGGUGAAAGCAUCGAUUUUGACUCGCAGCAACUGCAUGAUGAAAUCAAAUCAUCCAUAAAUACUGAAUUAAAGACGGGAUUGAUGGAGCUCAAAAACGAAGUGAACAUGCUAAAAAAUGAAAACGAUAAUUUGGAACAGUACACAAGAAGGUGUAAUAUCAGAAUUUAUGGGAUACCUGAAGCCCCAACUGAGUCAACCGAUGACAUUGUCAUAUCUUUUCUCCAAAAGAAAUUGGGUGUCACUAUUUCAGAAGUGGACAUAAGUAGAUCACACCGAGUUGGAAAAAAGUCCAACAUAGCACGUCCUAUCAUCAUUCGAUUUACCAAGCAUAAUACCAAAGUCAUGAUAUUGAGGAAACGACACUUACUAAAACGGAAUGGUCGGUCUCUAUACAGGAUUCAAGAAGACCUUACACAGACAAGAAGACAACUUUUGAAAUAUUUACAUGAUAACUGCAACAACAAAGUUGAGAAA
Messenger RNA from Paramuricea clavata, 687 nucleotides. The record is from the annotation of a GenBank genome assembly. Lineage: Eukaryota; Metazoa; Cnidaria; Anthozoa; Malacalcyonacea; Plexauridae.